AUGGUUGGCUUGACGUCCGCUGCUGGGCUUGUCGGCUUCCUCAGCGAACCCGAUGCUGCGCUGCAGGUCUUCGCCCUCGAGCGUUUGAACGAUGACAUUGACAGUGUAUGGACAGAGGUCUCUGGAUCCAUCGGUCAAAUAGAAGCGCUAUACGAAGACGACACCUUCAGCCAUCGCGAGCUGGCUGCCUUGCUACUAUCCAAGGUCUACUAUCAGCUGCAGGAAUAUGAUGAGUCGAUGGUGUUCGCGCUUGGCGCAGGCAAGCUGUUCAACCUUGACCACGCCGGCGAGUACGAGGAGACAAUUGUUGCCAAAUGCAUCGACACCUACAUCGCGCUCUGCGCACUUCAUAAUCCACCGACUCCAACAUCAGCCUCUGGACGCCGUGGUUCGGCCGAUUACGAUGGUGCUGCGCUCGCCGCUACAGCCUCUCCCACAACACCUUUCUCGCAAUCCGCCCUCCCAUCGAAGUCUCUACUCUCUCGUCCCGAAGAGCUCGAUGGCUCGUCUGCGUCUGGUGGAGGCAAUGCCGGCGUUGCCGGCUCACAUCCCAACCCGCUGACUUUGCCAAACUUGGUCAAGAAGAACUUGCAGGGCAUUGUCACGAGGAUCUUUGAGAGCUGCUACGAGGUCGGCGCAUACAAGCAGGUUGUGGGCAUCGCGGUCGAGGCCCGCAACAUGACAGUCCUGAAGGAAGCUAUCCUGCGAUCGGGCUCCGAUGCGAAGAGCAAGAGCAAGAAGGCGGCAAGCACAGGCAGUCAAGCUGAGGAUGUUAUGGAAUAUGUGCUUGAUAUCUGUAUGAACGUGGUGCAGGAGCGCGCACUCCGAAACGAGAUACUGAAGCUGAUCUUGGAAUUGCUCAAUGAAAUCCCCAACCCGGAUUACUUUGCGAUCGCACGAUGUGUUGUCUAUCUAGACCAGCAGACAAUGGCUUCCAACAUGCUGCGACAGCUGAUACGGAAAGGUGACGGCAAAUCUCUGGCCAUCGCAUACCAGCUCUCGUUCGACCUGUACGAGAACGGAACGCAGGAGUUCCUUCAAAAAGUCAUGGAUGAGCUGCCAGAGGACGACGCAGAGGAAUCCAAGGCGAAUGGAAGCGCUGUUCGACCAGCGACGCCGCACCCAAACCAGACGGAGGAACCAAACGAGUCAGACCAGUUGCUCUCCGAGCUCAACGAUUCCGCCGGUGCUCCACAGACUUCCACGCUUGUUGCGUCAAGAACGAAGCCCAAGCCUGAGACGGAGGAUCAGUCAAAGGCAUUUGCUUCAGUGCGAAACAUCUUGCGAGGCACUACCAGCAUUGAACUGAAUUUGGAGUUCCUCUUCCGGGCAGCACACACCGAUAAAGCGAUCCUCAACAAGAUCCGAGACUCCUUGGAGGCACGCAACAGCAUCUUCCACACCUCCGUCACCUUUGCCAACGCAUUCAUGAAUGCUGGAACCACAAUCGACACCUUCUUCCGCGACAACCUGGACUGGCUGGGCAAGGCCGUCAACUGGAGCAAGUUCACGGCGACUGCGGCUUUGGGUGUGAUCCAUCGGGGAAACCUCAACAACGGCCAGCAACUAUUGGCGCCCUACCUCCCGAAAGACAAUGCGGUCGCAAGUGCCGGCAGCGCCUACAGCCAAGGUGGCUCGCUUUACGCUCUUGGCCUCAUCUACACCAACCAUGGCACACACGUUUUGGACUACCUUCGCAGGCAGUUCAAAAAUACACAGGAGGAGGUUGUGCAGCAUGGCGGCGCUCUCGGCUUGGGUGUCGCAGGAAUGGCUACUGGGUCCGAGGAGAUUUACGAUGAGCUCAAGAAUGUUCUUUACGCCGACUCUGCUAUUAACGGAGAGGCCGUUGGCUUGGCUAUGGGCCUCGUCAUGCUGGGCUCAGGCAAUACCAAGGCACUGGAAGACAUGAUUCAGUACGCGCACGACACUCAGCACGAGAAGAUUGUGCGAGGUCUGGCUUUGGGCAUGUCACUCAUCAUGUACAAUCGCCAGGAGGCUGCCGAUGAGCUCAUCUCUGGUCUUCUGGAGGAUGCGGAUCCGGCACUUCGAUACGGAGGAGUCAUGACUGUCGCGCUCGCCUACUGCGGUAGCGGCAGCAACAAGGCCGUGCGGAAGUUACUUCACCUUGCCGUCUCCGACGUGAGCGACGAUGUUCGGAGAUGUGCAGUCAUGAGCUUGGGCUUUGUGCUCUUCAGGAAGCCUGGCAGCGUGCCACGUAUGGUGGAGCUGCUCGCCGAGAGUUACAAUCCUCAUGUGCGUUAUGGAGCAACGAUGGCACUCGGCAUUGCAUGCGCUGGUACUGGUCUCGACGAGGCAAUCGACCUUUUGGAACCCAUGAUGAAGGACUCUGUCGACUUUGUGAGACAAGGCGCUUUCAUUUCGCUUGCCAUGAUCAUGGUGCAGCAGAACGAUGCAAUGAACCCCAAGGUCAGCGCGCUUCGCAAGCAACUUCAGAAGGCUGUCGGUGAUCGUCACGAGGAUGCCAUGGCCAAAUUCGGCUGCGCUCUCGCGUUGGGAAUUAUCGACGCUGGUGGACGAAACUGUACCAUCGGCCUGCAAACACAGACUGGCAACCUCAACAUGGCCGCCAUUGUUGGCAUGGCUGUCUUCAUGCAAUACUGGUACUGGUUCCCACUCACCCACUUCCUCGCCCUCUCCUUUACACCAACAUCCAUUAUCGGUGUCGAUUCGAACCUGGAGAUUCCCCGCUUCACAUUUCACAGCAACACGCGACCAAGCAUGUUUGACUAUCCACCAGUGGUUGAGGUGAAGACAGAGGAGGCUCCCGAGAAAGUCAAGACUGCGGUACUAUCCACCACUGCGCAAGCGAAGCGAAGAAAGCUAGCAAAGGACAGGCAAAACCGGACAGAGAGCAUGGACGUUGACGCUACCCCGUCUACUCCCAAGCCCGAUGCCGAUGGCGAGAAGAUGGACACCGAUGAUGUCGUCAUCGAAACCAAGGCUGGCGACGACAAGGAAGACGACAAGGAGAGCAGCAAGAAGAAGGUCGAAAAGGAGAAGGUGGGCUACGAAUUGGAGAACAUGAGCCGUGUUCUUCCCGCACAGACAAAGUACAUCAGCUUUGCCGCGGAUGGGCGGUAUCAGCCAGUCAAGAAGCCCACUGGUGGUGUCAUCCUUUUGGAGGACACACGACCUAACGAAGCCAAGGACCUACUAGAACUCAAGGCACGCAAGAAGACUGCUGCUGCCGCACCAGCACCAGGCGCUGGUCCCGCACAAUCCGCGAGAGAUGUCACCAUGGAAGACUUCCUCGAGGGCAACACCGGAGGUGCAUCUGCGGCUGCUGGAGUGCUGAACGCUGUGGAUGAGGACGAGGAUGGAGAGGAGGCUCCUGUCCCGGACGAGUUCGAGGUGGAUGAAGAUGAUGCGGAGGUGGAAGAGUAA
Messenger RNA from Ramularia collo-cygni, 3405 nucleotides. RefSeq names its product probable 26S proteasome regulatory complex, subunit RPN2/PSMD1. NCBI's taxonomy places the organism in Eukaryota, Fungi, Ascomycota, Dothideomycetes, Mycosphaerellales, Mycosphaerellaceae. Gene Ontology annotation, molecular function: enzyme regulator activity. The transcript is spliced from 3 exons. Gene Ontology annotation, cellular component: proteasome storage granule; proteasome regulatory particle, base subcomplex; proteasome complex. Bases 1 to 3405 code for a protein of 1134 amino acids. The record is from RefSeq and is a predicted model, not a curated record. Gene Ontology annotation, biological process: regulation of protein catabolic process; proteasome-mediated ubiquitin-dependent protein catabolic process.